This is a messenger RNA of Olea europaea var. sylvestris, 3054 nucleotides long. Its product is annotated as FT-interacting protein 1-like. The transcript has a single exon. The record is from RefSeq and is a predicted model, not a curated record. Bases 429 to 2798 code for a protein of 789 amino acids. NCBI's taxonomy places the organism in Eukaryota, Viridiplantae, Streptophyta, Magnoliopsida, Lamiales, Oleaceae.
UUUUCCAAUACUAUGGCGCCAACUUCAGAAGCUACAUAAUAGAACUCAAUUCCCUUUAAAGUCCUAGCACGUUCAACAUCAAAAAUAAAAAAAGAAACUGCACAAACUUGACAUUGGCAUCAGCAUCAGCAUCAGAUUUUUUUGGCAUAACUUCCUCAUGAAGUUUACGAUACAAGGCUCAAAUCAGAAAAGGAUAUGAAGACUAUCAACAAAUUCAGCUAGUAAAAUGAUUUGCUUGCGGCUUUAAUUAUCAAAGCUGAAACUGUCUUUCAACAGACUCUCAAAUUUCUCCUACGGCUAUAAAAAACAUUCUGCAGGAAAUAGUUGUGAGAUCAGUACAUUGGAAUUUACUCCAGCAUUGAAUAUCUUGUUAUUGGGUAGCAGAAAACACGUAUAAACGUUGAGAGGAUCACUCGACAAGCAAGAAAAUGAACCCACAGGCAUCUUCUAAUCCACAGGAUGAGUAUAAAAUUAAGGACACAAAACCCCAGCUCGGAGAGAGGUGGCCACAUGGAGGAGUUCGAGGUGGAGGAGGGUGGAUUAGUAGUGACAGGGUCACGAGUACUUAUGAUCUUGUCGAACAGAUGUAUUAUCUUUAUGUUCGAGUUGUGAGGGCAAAAGACUUGCCGACAAAUCCACUGACGGGAAACUGCGAUCCAUAUGUAAAAGUGAAACUUGGGAAUUAUAAAGGCAAGACGCAUCAUUUUGAGAAGAAAACAAACCCGGAGUGGAACCAAGUUUUCACGUUCUCGAAAGAGAAGAUUCAGUCGUCGGUUCUUGAAGUCUUUGUUAGAGACAAAGCGAUGGUUGCGAAAGACGACUAUAUAGGGAAGGUGGUUUUUGACAUGAAUGAAGUGCCUACUCGGGUUCCACCAGAUAGCCCUUUGGCGCCUCAGUGGUAUAGGCUAGAGGAUCAUCGAGGAGAAAGCAAGGUAAGAGGGGCAAUCAUGCUUGCAGUUUGGAUGGGAACUCAAGCGGAUGAAGCAUUCCCAGAAGCAUGGCAUUCGGAUGCUACUUCAGUUAAAGGAGAAGGCAUUUUCAGCGUCCGAACAAAGGUCUACGUUUCGCCUAAAUUGUGGUACCUCAGAGUCAAUAUAAUCGAAGCACAAGAUGUAAAAUCUCAAGACAAAAGCCAACCCCCUCAAGUUUUUGCAAAAGCUCAAGUUGGAAAUCAGAUACUUAAGACCAACCUAUGUCCAAUCAGAACACCUAACCCGCUCUGGAACGAAGACCUUGUUUUCGUAGCAGCAGAGCCUUUUGAAGAGCAAUUAGUAAUCACUGUUGAAAAUAAAACAGCUUCAAAGGAUGAAGUUGUUGGGAGGAUAAAAUUGCAAUUACGCGACUUUGAAAGACGACUGGAUCACCGACCAGUUCAUUCUCGGUGGUUUGACCUCGAGAAGCUCGGGUUUGGAGUUCUAGAGGGAGAUAGGAGGAAGCAACACAAGUUUUCAACAAGGAUUCAUAUCAGAGCCUGUCUUGAAGGUGGUUACCAUGUAUUAGAUGAAUCAACAAUGUACAUCAGCGAUCAACGCCCUACUGCUAGGCAGUUAUGGAAGCAGCCAAUUGGAAUCCUUGAAGUGGGAAUCUUAAGUGCACAAGGGCUUCUCCCAAUGAAGAAAAAGGACGGCAGAGAAAGCACAGAUGCUUAUUGUGUGGCAAAAUACGGACUGAAAUGGGUGAGAACGAGAACAAUAGUUGAAAGCUUCAAUCCCAAAUGGAAUGAGCAAUAUACUUGGGAGGUUUAUGAUCCCUGCACAGUGAUCACACUGGGAGUUUUCGAUAACUGCCACUUGGGAAGGAACGAGAAGCCGGAAAAUGACUCGAGAAUUGGAAAGGUAAGAAUCAGAUUAUCCACGUUAGAAACAGACCGGAUUUACACUCAUUCUUAUCCACUUCUUGUCCUGAACAAGUCUGGAGUCAAGAAGAUGGGAGAACUCCAAAUAGCAUUCCGAUUCACUUGUUUAUCUCUAGCACACAUGAUAUAUCUUUACGGUCGUCCAUUGCUGCCAAAAAUGCAUUAUCUUCAUCCUUUCACAGUAAACCAGUUGGACAGUUUGAGAUUUCAGGCCAUGAAUAUUGUAGCUUCAAGGCUUGGACGAGCCGAACCUCCAUUGAGAAAAGAAGUCGUUGAAUACAUGCUGGAUGUUGAUUCCCACAUGUGGAGCAUGAGACGAAGCAAAGCCAACUUCUUCAGAAUCGUUUCGCUCUUUUCAGGCCUAUUCUCCUUAAGCAAUUGGCUUGACGAAGUUUGUCAUUGGAAGAAGCCCGUCACCACAAUUCUUGUUCAUGUCCUCUUUUGCAUAUUAAUCUGCUAUCCGGAAUUAAUCCCCCCGACUAUGUUCCUUUACAUGUUUCUGAUCGGCUUAUGGAAUUACCGGUCGAGGCCAAGGCAUCCUCCACACAUGGACAUUAGACUUUCUGGGGCUGACGCAGUACACCCCGAUGAACUCGAUGAAGAGUUCGACACUUUCCCAACAUCCAAGCCUCAAGACAUCAUCCGCAUGAGGUACGAUAGACUUAGAAGUAUCGCGGGAAGGAUACAAACCGUGAUUGGUGAUAUGGCGACACAGGGGGAGAGAUUUCAUGCUCUACUAGGCUGGAGAGAUCCUAGAGCAACCAGCAUAUUCAUAGUUAUCUGCCUUUUUGCAGCAAUUUUUCUUUACAUAACACCUUUCAAAAUAGUGACUUUGUUAGCUGGUUUGUAUCUUCUAAGGCACCCAAGAUUCAGAAGCAAAAUGCCUUCACUCCCCAGCAAUUACUUCCGAAGACUUCCCGCUCGAGCUGAUAGCAUGCUCUGAAAAGAAAGAUGACACAAGUCUGUUACUAUUAUAUGUUUUAAGCUAAAUUUUCAAAUUGUAUCUUCAGAAUUAUCUGUUUCUGUGUGAAUUUUUUUAUCCUUGAUCACCUAAUAUAACACUACUGCUCGAGCAGCAGUUGCACGCUAAGCGAGUGGCAACAUCACUGCCCUGAACGCUCGAGCGGCAGCCUGGCUGUAAGCGAGCGACAGAUCGACAUGUGCGAUUCUUCAUGAAACAGGUUGAUUUUUGGGUUGUU